Cyclocybe aegerita is the source of this 438-nucleotide messenger RNA. Lineage: Eukaryota; Fungi; Basidiomycota; Agaricomycetes; Agaricales; Hemipholiotaceae. The record is from the annotation of a GenBank genome assembly.
AUGGGCUCCAACAAACCCCGUGGUCUUCAAGCCGCUCGCAAGCUCCGAACUGACCGCCGCGAGAAUCGAUGGGCCGAUAAAGCUUAUAAAAAGCGUGCUCUCGGCAAUGUUUACAAGACUUCACCCACUGGAGGCUCCUCGCAUGCAAAGGGCAUUGUGCUAGAGAAAGUUGGUGUUGAGGCCAAGCAGCCCAACUCCGCCAUCCGCAAGUGUGUGCGUGUUCAACUGAUCAAGAACGGAAAGAAGGUCACUGCUUUCGUCCCCAACGACGGUUGCCUCAACUUCGUCGACGAGAACGACGAGGUCCUUAUCUCCGGCUUCGGUCGCCGCGGCAAAGCCAAAGGUGAUAUUCCCGGAGUUCGUUUUAAAAUCGUGAAGGUGUCGGGUGUUGGUCUCCUCGCCCUCUGGAAGGAGAAGAAGGAGAAGCCCAGGUCAUAA